AUGGAGGUUGAGAAUCCCACAGCGGUGACUACCAUGAGUUGGGGUCACAGAGCUCCUCGAAACAUCGGAUCCAGAGGGCGCACGCCUCCUUCCAGGAAAGGCAGGGCACAGAGGGCCAAGGACGUCGCUCGAGGUUCUCAAGCGAUCGAUCCUUACCUUGACGGGGUUGACGGCGUCAGCCAGAGAAAUCGAGAUUCCCAAACCAAUGAAGACGAGGGUAGUACUGCCUCUGUCUUCGAGCGGUAUAAGCGCAGAAGUGCUAGCAGCAGUACUAGUAGUAGUGAUAACAGCGGAACUAUCACUAGUGAAGAUUCCCAAAGCCAUGCAGACCCGCAUCGGGGUGCUGCUUCCGUUUCUGGAACGACCGAGUCCAAGCAGCAGCAGCAGCAGCCUCCAAAUACCAUCCGGAUUAAGGAUGAUAGAUUCGACAGAGUGUUGCUGAUCAAGCCUCGUCAAGAAGCUUUGAACUAUGCCAGAGAGGUGACAGAGACGUCCCCAGAUGACAAUCAUGUCUUCUGGGUGGACGGAUCGACAGCCGCCAACGAAGCAGCGCCAUCUGGAGUCGCAGUUAUCCACGGGCACAGCGGAAAAGACGCGGACGAGCUGUACUGCCUCGAAGAGAUCCGGCUCAGCCAGUUGGCUGAGUUGUUUGCUAUCGGGGCCGGUCUUAGAGCAGCAGUCCGCCGACUGGAGCGCCUUCAAGUGUCAGGUCAUGUUGUCCAGGUCUUCACGGACUGCCAAGCGGCCAUGGAAAUGCUGCGGCCUAGAACAAAGAAGUUGAGCCCACUCGCUGGCCGUCUAGUGCGUCUUGUUGACGCUCUUUCUCACCGGCUCUGCUCGAUGAGAGUCAAGGUCGAGCUUCAUUGGGUUCCGGGACACCAGUGUGUUCGGGGCCAUAAGAGAGCUGACUUGUUAUCCAGGACUAUCACAAGUUUUAUGAUGAACAACCUGGCUGACAAGAUCAAUCAAAUCAAUGCAGUUAGAGUGGACUGCACUUUCCUCGAGUUAUCCUGAGCAUAUAUCCAUAUUGCGUUAG
Aspergillus piperis CBS 112811 is the source of this 1036-nucleotide messenger RNA. Its product is annotated as ribonuclease H family protein. Bases 1 to 1014 code for a protein of 337 amino acids. The transcript is spliced from 2 exons. NCBI's taxonomy places the organism in Eukaryota, Fungi, Ascomycota, Eurotiomycetes, Eurotiales, Aspergillaceae. Gene Ontology annotation, molecular function: nucleic acid binding; RNA-DNA hybrid ribonuclease activity. The record is from RefSeq and is a predicted model, not a curated record.